AUGCAUGGGAUAUUUCAAAUCCAACAUUAUCCCCUGCAAGACUAUCUUCUGCUGACUGAUUUACUCAGGUGCUGCCUCAGAAGACAAGGUUUAACCAAUCCUUCAUCCAGCACAAUGCAGUUCACCUACACUGCCAUCGCCCUCGCUCUAGCUACCACCAUCUCGGCCCAGAGCAGCUACCUCAUCAUGAGCUGCAAUACCAGCCCCAUCCCCUGCCAGAAUGUCGGUAUCCCCUGCAACAAUGAAAACACUCCCUGGGCCUGUCCUGUCAGUGGUGACAAGGUGGAGCUCUUCUCAAACAGCUGCCGCAACAUCAAUGGCUAUCCUGAGGUUCGCGGAUCCGGCUUCACUUUGAGUGACGCCCAACAGACAGCUGGAUGCAAGGCUUAA
Aspergillus oryzae RIB40 is the source of this 390-nucleotide messenger RNA. RefSeq lists its product as uncharacterized. The record is from RefSeq and is a predicted model, not a curated record. NCBI's taxonomy places the organism in Eukaryota, Fungi, Ascomycota, Eurotiomycetes, Eurotiales, Aspergillaceae. The transcript is spliced from 4 exons. Bases 1 to 390 code for a protein of 129 amino acids.